Molecule: messenger RNA, 1923 nt
Organism: Penicillium paradoxum
Lineage: Eukaryota; Fungi; Ascomycota; Eurotiomycetes; Eurotiales; Aspergillaceae
Product: ABC-F family ATP-binding cassette domain-containing protein
Exons: 5
Coding region: 1-1923 (640 amino acids)
Molecular function (GO): ATP hydrolysis activity; ATP binding
Source: RefSeq, a predicted model, not a curated record
AUGGCCCAGAAACUCAUCCCGGGCAUCCCACACCCAACUCGCAUUGCAAUUUUGCAGCAAACAGACGACCAAGAUGACAACAUAUAUGGACUCGAUCUUAACCAGGACAAGUCUGUUUUGGAAACCGUUCUCACCAGUGAUGAAACUAGAAAUGAAACUGUUCGCAUGGCGGACUGUGAUUUCGACACCGAGGAUCCGAUGCAGCCUGUGCGAGCGAUUCGAAAGAUCCGACAUCAGAAAGCAGAAAAGCAUCUGUUCCUAGCACAUAAGAAUGCAAGUCUGAAGAGUGGCGCCCGGGGUCUACAAGCGAGAAAGGACUUGAAAGCUGCUGAAGGAAAACUCGAAGCUGCAUCAGAACUGCUGGCCCAGGGUGUAGAUGCAAUCGACCCGGAGGCAGUCCAGUCAGAUACCCAAGCUGCUGUUGAGAUGUUACAAAAUCUUCAAUCGCAACUUGAAGAUAUGAAACUUGUGGACAUGGAGCAGCAAGCCCGUCAGAUUCUCAUUGGUCUCGGUUUCAACGAAGAUGGGUUCGAGAAGAAAAUCUCCACGCUCUCGGGUGGCUGGCGUAUGCGAUGCAUGCUAGCCAGCGUUUUGGUCCAAGACCCUGACAUCAUGAUACUUGACGAGCCAACCAACUAUCUGGAUCUUCUAGGAGUAGUAUGGCUAGAAAGCUAUCUGAAACAGCUUCGAGAAACAUCAGAGACAACCAUCGUUUUGGUUUCACAUGACAGAGAUUUCAUCAAUGCUGUCUGCGAAGAGAUUGUGAUCCUUCGAGAUCAGAAACUGACAUAUUUCAAGGGAAAUCUAUCUGCAUACGAGGAAGAUUUCGAGGCACAGAAGCUCUACCUAGGACGGAUGAAGGAGGCCCAGGAGCGACAGGUUGCUCAUAUGGAAGCCAGUAUCCGGGAGAACAUGAAGAUCGGAAAGAAGACUAACGACGAAAAUAAAAUGCGACAGGCCAAGUCACGACAGAAGAAGGUUGAUGAUCGGAUGGGUCUUCAAGUCAGCGCGACCGGGGGGCGAUUCAAGCUGAACCGUGAUCUGGUCGGAUGGCAUCUCCAUAAUCGGUCUGAGAUCGAUGUUCCGACGGAUGAGAAGGGCGCGACUAUGAGUUUGCCUGAUGCAACGGAGUUACGGUUCCCUGGACCGCUGGUUUCGCUCGAAGGAAUUGCCUUCCAGUAUAAGAAAUCCGAUCGCAUCAUCUUGGACAACGUGAAUUUGGUAGUUCACCUGGGUGAUCGUGUCGGAAUCAUGGGUCUCAACGGAUCGGGGAAAACCACUUUGCUCCGCGUGCUGACGGGGCAGGUAUCUCCUUCCAAGGGUAAGGUGUCAACUCAUUCCCGGCUGAAAAUGGGCUACUAUAGCCAGCAUUCGGUGGAAGAGCUGCAAGAAAAAGGCCGAGGCGAGCCUAGUCUGACCGCGCUGGGCUUGUUGACGGCUGAGACCGAGGGAUCCUUGAAUGAGGGUGCUAUCAGAGGUCUACUUGCUUCAAUGGGGCUAGCAGGUCGCACUGUAUCUGAUGUCCCCAUCUCCAAACUAUCAGGUGGACAAUUGGUCCGCCUUGCGUUGGCUCGGAUUGUCUGGAGCGCACCGCAGCUUCUCAUUCUUGAUGAAAUCACCACGCAUUUGGACUUCCACACUGUCACUGCAUUAGCUACGGCUCUCUCAUCGUUCAAUGGCGCUGUGCUUCUGAUUUCACAUGACCGGUUCCUUGUUCGGUCUGUAAUCGAGGGCAAACGAGACACCGAUCACAAACUUGAUGAGAAUUUCGAGGGAUUACAGGAGGAAGAAACCGAAGAAACGCCCAGGCGUCGGUCGGUUUAUGUGGUCAAACAAGGCAAGAUAAACGAGCAGAAGAAUGGGGUGGAACAGUUCGAGAAGAGCCUUGUGAAACGAGUGCAGAAGUUGUUACCAGCGUUAUAG